Molecule: messenger RNA, 4941 nt
Organism: Cephus cinctus (wheat stem sawfly)
Lineage: Eukaryota; Metazoa; Arthropoda; Insecta; Hymenoptera; Cephidae
Gene: dos
Product: GRB2-associated-binding protein 2
Exons: 7
Coding region: 330-2114 (594 amino acids)
Source: RefSeq, a predicted model, not a curated record
AGUCGCCCAUUAUUAUCUCUGUCGCAUUUCGUUAUCGAAAAGGGAGCGGAACAACCACAUGUCAUCUAUAAACCUUGGUAAGUGUUUGUGGUGAUGCCAAUGAGUUGGUAAUGUGAAGAGAUUUCGUGUUUUGGCUGUGUGCGUGUAGUGGGUUGGUGGAGGAGGAAGAUUACAGGAGUGCGCUGGUGAGAGAAUCAGGAACGCGAGUGUGUCGUCCAAAAAUAGAUAAAUGGAUGGCAAGUGUACUACCAGAGGUGGUGGUUCCAAUUGUAGUUGGAAAGAUGUCUACUAAUUAGUUACUUGACGUGCAAUCGUAAAGGACAACGAGCAUGGAGGUGCUCAAAACAACCCAGGAGAUAGUUCACGAAGGCUGGCUCAUAAAAUCACCGCCCACAAAACUCUGGCGAGCGAGAUGGAGAAAACGUUGGUUUGCGUUACGGCACAGUGGGGAAUUACCUGGACAGUAUUUCCUGGAAUAUUACACAGAUAGACGCUGUCGCAAGCUGAAAGGCUGUAUAGACCUGGAUCAAUGCGAACAAGUAGAUGCAGGCUUGAGAUUUGAAAAUCGGAAGCAGAAAUAUCAGUUCAUGUUUAAUGUUAAGACACCUAAGAGAACAUACUACCUUGCAGCAGAAAAUGAGGCAGAUAUGAACAAAUGGGUGGAUGCAGUUUGUCAAGUUUGCAGUUUGAAGGCAUACACACAAGAUGAAGAUGCACAGCGCCAGAUGUUUCAGUUUGAAUCGCAAGAGUCACCCCCGAUCUCACCAACUAGUACAAUAUCAGGACCAUACAUUCCAAUCAGUGAAUGUAUUUCUGGUCGACGUUUGAAUGACACAAGUUCGCUUAGUUCAACUUUGGGUCAUGGUCCAGAGCACUACGAUGCUCCAAGAAAGUUAGCACCUUCACCUCCAAGAUCGCCAACCACAACGGAUGCUGAGAGCUUUACCGAUGACGAGUGGACAACACCAGUACCUAGUGUUAAUUGGGACACCUUUCCUUCUAGUGGUGAGCCCAGACAAGCACACAGUUCAUGCGACACGGAAAUCGGUUCCUGGAGUGUGAGAAAGCGCUUUGGUAAACUCCGUAUUGUCGACUCAGUGACUCCUCCCGCGGUAGAGAAGUUGCCAGUACCGCCAAGACCUCCUAAACCACCACACAUGCUGCCAGAGAAUCCUGGACACAACUACCUAAAUUUGGAUGGUGCUACAGAGAGUUCCAAGCCGACUACACCAGCAACACCAGCACCUUCUACACCAGCAACUGCUAUAAUAACGGAUGAAACGUAUGAUUUUCCAAGAUCUCAUCAGCCUGGAGGAGCUGCCGAUACGAGUACAGUAGGACGACCUCCCAGACAUUGUUAUUCGAACGCUGCACCCUCGAACGUAGAUGAUAACAGAGUAUUUCGAUAUGACUUCCAUGACGACGAACCGUCGAGUCCACGUUCAGAAAGCUCUAUGACGGCUACUUAUUCAAAUUUACCGAGUCCACAAAUGAGGGAAAGCACGACCUCGAUUCCGACCACUAUGGCUCCCCCACCGCCUGUCGUCUAUAGACAAUUAAAGCCAGGAAGAAAGACCAGCGAUUCAACGUCAGUUAUUAGUAACGAACCAUCUCCUGGGCCAGUUCUAUCUGUACCAGAUAUAAGUUCGACCGAACAUUCACCAGCUGAACCACCUAGUAUUAAUAGGAAGCUCAAGCCACCUCUUAACAAGUCUCCUUUAGAAGGACCCCUGCAACUAGCUGCUCCACCUGGGCGAGGACGAAUGCGUGCAGCUCCAAGUCCUACACCACCUUCUCACAGUCACACGGGACGCCAUCAAUCAACGUCCGAUGAGGAUAACAAUGCUCCGGAAGAUAAAGAAGAGUUCUACUACUACCAAGAACAUAAUAACUUUAUCCCGGCUUCAUCGAAUCGCCGUCUGGUUGUUCUCCAAUACUUGGACCUAGAUCUUGAGGCCACGGAAAGUUUUGCUUCCUCAAGUUUACCGGUCGCUCAAUCGCCACCGAACACAACCGUCUACAAGACUGUCGACUUCCUCAAAACGGAGGCCUUUAACAGGACGCGACAGCGUGUCGAGGAGGAGAGAAAACAAUGCACUGAUGAGUUGACUUAGCCCGAAUUGCGCUGGAGUACUUACGUCGCCAUCGGUAGGUUUGAUCGUAUUUUCCAGCAACUUUAACGAAGUGGCCCGAAUAGCUAAUUACGAUUACUUCUCCCUUUACGUUUUUUUAGUUAUUUUUUUAAACGACAUAUGUACAUAUGUUUUUAUCCGAUCUGCUGAGUGAUAGUAUCGGCAAGAUUUAACGAGAGGACGAUCGGCAUAUUGAAUAGCAAUAUCUUAACGGACCAAAAAUGUAAUGUUAAAGUUAACGAUAAUCGGACGGGUGAUAGGACAAAGAAGAAUUGUCGUAUCUCGAAAUUUCUAUUCUUUUAUAAAAUAGACAAGAACAAAUAAUGACCCUGGCAGCAUACAAAAUUACUUCUACUCGUUUUGCAUUUAAUUAACGUACAAGAGGUCGGAGGGGGGGAUAACUUUUCAAUUUUUUCAACUGUCUUGUCUUUGUUUUAUUGACAAACGACUGUGCAACGAAUUACAAUUUUGAAUGGCCAUCUACGGCGCUAAUCGAGUCUUUUAUUAGGAUGCACAUUGCUUCUAGGUAUUAGACAAAAUAUAUAGUAUAAUAUAUUGUAAACGUGCCUACACGUAUUUUAUAUAAUUAACGAUUAUUCUCAUAAAAGAACGAAGAGAGGUGGGUGGACGCGCACUGACGAUAAGUGCUAACGCCAAUACGCGAUGUUUCUGUCGUGAUGGUCAAAGCUCCCGUUAGUAACGCGAUUGAAAUGCAACGUACAAAGAGUAUUUUUAUAUAUCAAGAUGGCAUUAUCGUUCUCCAUUUAUAUAUCGUUAGGUGGGGAGAUAGCGUUCGCGUUCUUUGAACUCUCUUUCGGUGCACAAUUUUGUUGCCAGUAUUCCUUUGAUUUUCUUUGUCAUUGCUAUUGAGGGAACUAAGAAUUGCGCAAAAGAAAUUUUAUGAAUUCCACGAGUUUCGUGGCUGUAGAAAAUCACGUUUCUACUUUUAAUUGGAACAUUCAAAAUGUCAAGCCAUCUAGUACUGAAUUCUUUCUAACAGUAUUCUGAUUUUUGGAAUUUUAACAAAAUUAUAGUAAGUCAGCAUACAAGUUAUUGUAAUACACGAUGAAUCGGAGAUCACCAACUUAUAAUUUAAAAGUGGAUUUUUAACAUCAAUUAGGAAUUCAUUUUUUGAAUGAUAAACGUAGAUAAUAGAUACUGAUAUCACAUCCUGUAUCAAUAGAGAAAUAAUAAAUUGUGGCGCGCUAAGGAAUAUGAACGAGAGAUACAUUUUGUAGUUUUAAUAAUGAAAAUGUACACGCGUAUGCCAUAUAUACAGGGUGAAGCAUUCAAAUCAAAAUUGUCAAAUGACUUAAGAACAAGGUCUUGUAUGAACAAAUUUUUGAGAAAAAACUUGUAUGGAGUUUAAGGGGCCAAUAGAAUGGCCUACUUCAAUUAAAACCCUUCAUCGAUAAAAUUACCGUAGGCCAUUUUUCGCUCCCUUAAACCCAUACAACUUUUGUUUCAAACAUUUUUUCAUAUAAGAUCUUGUUCUGAAGUUAUUUGACAGUCUCGAUUUAAAUGCUUCACCAUGUAUAUAUACACACACACACACAUAUAUAUAUAUAUAUAUAUACACACACAAUUUUAUUUUUAUAAUCGCAAUAUUCUAGGAAUCUUUUACAAUUAGGAUUUUAUUCCGUUGAUAUUCGGUCGAUGCAGCGAUAAGUUAUAAAGAAAGGAAGAUAAAAUGAAAUAGUUAUAAUUUAAAUAAUUAUGGAAAGAUAACUGUAUUUAAUGUUAUAUAAAUCGUUUGAGAAUCUUUCCUCUUUUUCUCUCUCAAUCUUUUUUGCUCGCUAUUACACCAUUCAAAAAAAAAAUCCGUGUUCUGUUAUAUAAUAUAUCUUUGACUCGUAAACGAAGAAUUCACGGUUAAGCUUUUGUUUAUAUUUAUGUUGAUGACACCGAAUUAUCGUGAUAGGUAUGAUGCUCACACAUUAGGGAAUUUAUAGUUUAGAAUAAAUUUAAAAAAAUGGCUGGUAAGAAUUAAAUUUAAAAGAAAAAGUAGAAAGAGCAACUAGUUUCUACGCCACAAACCACGCGUGCACGAACACGCAGACGAGGAGAAUAUCUAUAUACUUGUUGAAAACGUCGAUAUCGGCGUCAUUCAAAAUAUGAGAACGUCGAAAGUUUUUGUAUAAUUAAAAUUACCCAAAAAAAAAAUCGUGUAAUACCUGCACACUGAAAUACAUGCUAUUAUAUCCCACCAAUGUUUCAAAGGCUAAUAAAUAAUACAUAUGAUAAUAGGUACGUUAAAAUGACGACCUAGUGUAGGUCCGCGGCACAAUCGAAAAGAGAAUGACGAAUUAUUAAAAAAAUAUAUAUAUACAUAUGUAUAGAUUUAGGGCUCUCUCAGUUUUAAUGGCUAAUUGGCGAACAUGUCUAUAAGCGAGAAACACAUAUCCGCAAUAUCGUUAGGAAUUAACGUCGCGACGACCGUUAAUAAUAAUAAUAUUAAUAGUAAUAAUAAUAAUAAUUCAUAACUCGUGAUCUCUUUACCUCGCUGCAUUGCUUCAAUAGUAUCCAUGAAGCUCCAAAGUUUGGUAAAUUACCGUUUGCAAAUUCAUCUAUGGCAUUGACUGCUGUAAGCUUCGACACAACUAACAAUUAUAACGAGACACAUUGUUUCUUAAGGCUGAAACAGUAUAUGGUAUCUACCUGUAGGUAAUAUAUUUAAAUGCACAACAUACCUGACUAGGUUGGAGAUCAUCGAGAGAAUCAACGAUAGACGUUGAGGAACGUCGCGACGCAAUCUUUCUGACCUUACUUAAUGUACUUCAUCGAUAAAUAAAGAGGAACGUUUAUAUCA